This is a messenger RNA of Tupaia belangeri chinensis (Chinese tree shrew), 966 nucleotides long. RefSeq names its product olfactory receptor 56-like. Gene Ontology annotation, biological process: G protein-coupled receptor signaling pathway. Gene Ontology annotation, molecular function: olfactory receptor activity; G protein-coupled receptor activity. NCBI's taxonomy places the organism in Eukaryota, Metazoa, Chordata, Mammalia, Scandentia, Tupaiidae. The record is from RefSeq and is a predicted model, not a curated record. Gene Ontology annotation, cellular component: membrane.
AUGGCGGGUGGGAACAAGUCCUCAGUGACUGAGCUCAUCCUCCUGGGACUCUUCCCCGAGUUCCGUCACGCCACUGUCCUCAACUCCGUGAUCAUCCUGGUCUACAUCCUUGCCUUCCUGGGCAACGUCCUUCUGAUUGUCCUGAUCUGGGGGGACCCUCGGCUCCACACCCCCAUGUACAUCCUGCUCAGCCAGCUCUCCCUCAUCGACCUGACGCUGACCUCCACCAUUGUCCCGAAGAUGGCCACCGCCUUUUUCACGGGCGACAGAACCAUCUCGUGGAUUGGCUGUGGCACCCAGAGCUUCUUCUUCCUGACGCUGGGAAUGUCGGAGUGCCUCAUCUUGACGCUCAUGGCCUACGACCGCUACUUGGCUGUCUGCAGCCCCCUGCGCUACUCCGCCAUCAUGAGCCCCAGGUCCUGCCUGCGCAUGGCGGCCGGGUGCUGGGCGGGGGGCUCGGUCAGCUCCUUCAUCCACACCGUGUACCCGAUGCACUUCCCCGUCUGCGGGUCUCGGCAGAUCCAGCACUUCUUCUGCGAGGUCCCGGUGCUCAUCAAGCUCUCCUGCGAGGACACGUCUGUGUACCAGCUGGUGGUGGUGGUCACGAGCGCCGUGGCACGCCCUGCACUGCUGCUCGUCCUGCCCUUCGGGCUCGUCACGGCGUCCUACACGCUCGUCUUCCUGGCCGUGCUCCGCAUGCGCUCCGGCAAGGGCAGGAAGAAGGUGCUGGCCACGUGCUGCUCCCACCUGGCCGUGGUGAGCCUCUUCUUCGGCCCGAACAUCUUCAUCUACAUGACGUUCACGUCGUCCCACAGCGCCGAGCAGGACCAGGCGCUCUCUGUCUUCAGCAACAUCCUCACCCCCACGCUCAACCCCCUCAUCUACAGCCUGAGGAACAAGGAGGUGCUGGCCGCUCUCCGGAAGCUGGCGCGCAGACACGCAGGCCCGUCGGGGGGACGAGGCUGA